ACAACCGGCAGAGAAUCCAUUCCACUUGCUUUAUUGCGAGCGGCUGCAUCGUCGCGGCAGCACGCACCUCGCCCGCCGUCUCGACUCGCACGUUAUCCAACACCGUAAAAUCGAGAAAAAAAAUAAAAACAAAAUACUGCCGAUAGCAUCGAUAAUGAAUUCGAUUCGCUCUGACCAGACGACGGACAAGUUUUGAAAAAGGAACACUGUUUACAAAACGCUUUCCUCGAUUUGCGUUCCGUACGCGAGUGAAUUGAAUAUAUCGAGUUAGUUCGAAACUAUAUCGAGUGUGUGUUCGGUAUCGAUGUUGGACGGAAGCGAGCGUCGCUAAGCUGAACUUGUGCUUCUGGAAGGUCAAGGAACACAGGUGGCGUACAGUUAUUCAUGCGUUGAUCGAUAUGAUCGCUUGCAGAUAUUUUUCCGAUGCUCCGAAUGAUUUAAUCAUCAUGUGCUUCAAGUUCCCCCGGUUAUGAUAUUCCCUAAAAGUAAAAUGUUGGAGGUUCCAGAUAAUGUAUCGGAAGCUAGCUUCGUGACGAGCGUCGAGGAAGCGGCUCGAGUCGACCAAUGCACGCAGACGCCCCCGUGCGGCAAGGCGCGCCCACGCACCUUGCAAAGGUACCACACUACCGACCACAUCUUCGAGCGCUCACACAGAACUCAUCGACUCAAGCACGAGUCGCGCCCAAAGAGUCUAGGGCUCACUGACUCCUAUCCCUUCAUUGCGAAGCCGCCAAGCUAUGAUUACCCAAAAUUCAAGGUCAGCGUGACUGACAGUCCCACGAUCUCGGUGACCCCACCCCAUAGCUUAGAAUACGUGUGUACGAAGGGAGGGACCAGUCCGAACGGUAGCGUGACUCCUAACGGCAUGGUGUCCAACAAGUCAGCUGCUACGGUGCUGCUGAGUCCAGGGUAUCUGCAGGGACAUUGUCAAUGUAACCAGUCUAUUAAAAGUGUAAGCGAGGUAGCACUAACGAUGCCGGUAUCCCCGGCAUGGAACGAGGAGUUGCCGCAGGGCUCCGAGGGGCUCUCGUGGCGGAGACUGCACAUGUCGCGUGCGAAGCUCAAAGCCACUGCAACCACCUCGGAACUGCUGUCAGGUUUCGCGAUGGUGGCCAUGGUGGAACUGCAAAUCAACGAGCCGACGAACGUUCCAGAAUGGUUGUUCGUGAUGUUCGCAGUGUGCACGACUGUCCUCGUGGCAGUACAUAUCUUCGCGCUCAUGAUCUCCACGUACUUGCUGCCGAACAUUGAUGCCGUCAGUAAGAUGGAGACGCCGAGGGCACCCGCGAGAGCGUUGAGAGACUCGCCACACGAACGCAUGAGGGGGUUCAUUGAACUGGCUUGGGCUUUUAGUACUGUUUUAGGUCUAUUCUUAUUCCUGGUGGAGAUAGCAAUCCUCUGCUGGGUGAAGUUCUGGGACUACUCGUUCGCAGCAGCCACGGCCGCCACUGUCAUCGUAAUACCAGUAUUAAUCGUCUUCGUGGCGUUCGCGAUUCACUUCUAUCAUUCUUUGGUGGUGCAGAAGUGCGAGACUUCGGACCAAGACAUAGAACAGCUGGAAAGCAUGAAAAGAGACCUCGACACAGCAACUGUCAAAGUAAAUAUGUUUUGACGUAACAGUGUUGGCAGCGGAUAAAAAGACAUUUUAAUUUUAAUGCUGGCAAUGUUGUCUGGGGAAAGCCCGCCUCAACGGUGAUAUUUUGCCCUAUUUUGUUUUUAGAGUAUUGAAGUUAUCACCAAUCGGCUAGUCCCAUGACGUAAAAGAUUUGUAAUGUUAUGGCGCGAAAAUCGGCAGCCAUAUUCUUUGUUGGAGCCUAAAAUUUGUGACCAGCCAGUAUGUAAUUUUUAAUUGUUUUAGGUACGGUUCUUUUGUAAUAAUUGUUCCCUGUGAUAAAUGUUCUUGAAUCUUUGAUAUUAUUUCUGUAAUGCUCCUGCUCCACCUGCGUUAGCGUUAACGUUAAUGUCAAUGGCCAACUACACGUUACUUAUUGCAUUAAAAAUGCGUGUUGGCUACACUUACGCAAAGAGUUAAUCCCUCAUGAAGUAACGCGUUAACAUACAUUAAAGAGAUUAAACUCAGACACACAAAAUAAUUCUAAAAACUAAAGCUUUCUCAUUUGACCAUUCCAUUAUCGUGCUCGUAAAAUGCAGUUACAACUUAAACAAAGUAUCUACACUCGUCCUUGCAUGCGUGCAAUGAGAUGGCAUUAAUGUAGCCAACAUCACUUAGCGCUCUAAGCUACGCACUAAAACCCUUUGAUGCGUCCAAAAAACCGACACCCGAGUUAUCGCUUAACGUUUAAUGCUAUUUAUAUUGCCAUUAGUAUAAAUUGACAUUAAAACGUUGGCCACAUCUGCGUAAUGCCAAAAUUUAACGCGUUAAGACGCAGGUGGAGCAGUAGCAUUAUGGUGUGCAGUGACGUGCGUGGCGAGCGAAGGUUUCGAAUAAAUGUAACAACGAUCUGUAAUCGAAUUAGAUACCGAUUUUUAUAUAUUACGAAAGUCAAAUGUUAUAUUUUCUCAAGUUAUUUCGAAGAGCCGUCAAUGCAUUAGUUUGUGGUAGGUAAUCGAAUCUAUGGUGGAAUCUCAAAAAAAAAUGGUUGGAUAGUUGAAUCCCCACUUAUUAUCUAACGUCAACUAAUAGAUGGAUUCAUACUUAUAUAUCUUUGUCUAUACCUACAUAAGGCUCUGUUUGAAUCCAUAUUAGCACGUUAGUCGCUCUUCCCACGCAAAUUACAAAAUCCAAAGUGCUAAUUACUGAUGAAGGUUUGUGGACACAUUUAUAAACCUAAAUAUAAAAAAGGAAAGAAGUUUCGCAAAAAUAUUGUCUAUUAUUACCCAAAUGAAUUCCUAAAACGAACGUGUAAAUAUAACGAUGUCUAAUAAGUAAAAUAAACGCUAAGUUAAGGUAUUGCUAUUUAUAAAAGUUCUUGGGAGUAUUAAAAUAUCAAAAGUACAAUGUGAAAAAGUAAAUUUUUACCUUAUGUCCAUUACAUAAGGUCCAAAAUUGUGUACUUUUGUUUGUUUUAUGUAAUAAUCUUAUGGUGCUGACUAUGUAACUGAUAUUCAGAUUAUUUGUCAAUUAAGAUCUUAUUUGUCUAGUUAUUUCAGUAAUAUAGUGUUGGAAUAUUAAAAAGAUAGGGUUUUUUUUUCAUAUUUCCACCAAAGAGUCUUCCAGAUUUUGAUAUAAUGUACAAUUAAAAGAAAUAAUUAAUGUGUAAAACUCAUGUAGGACCAACUAUGUAAAGUGAAUGUAUGUACUCCAAACUGUUGAACCAGUAUUUAAAAUAAAUUAAAUGAUGAGAAUUAUUUAUAAGAAUAUUUUAAGAAAAAAAUAAAUGAAAUAAUUAUGAUGU
Molecule: messenger RNA, 3356 nt
Organism: Helicoverpa armigera (cotton bollworm)
Lineage: Eukaryota; Metazoa; Arthropoda; Insecta; Lepidoptera; Noctuidae
Product: calcium release-activated calcium channel protein 1
Exons: 8
Coding region: 470-1612 (380 amino acids)
Biological process (GO): store-operated calcium entry
Cellular component (GO): membrane
Molecular function (GO): store-operated calcium channel activity
Source: RefSeq, a predicted model, not a curated record